This is a messenger RNA of Prinia subflava (tawny-flanked prinia), 1103 nucleotides long. It is a transcript of the gene HHLA2, whose product is annotated as HHLA2 member of B7 family. The record is from RefSeq and is a predicted model, not a curated record. NCBI's taxonomy places the organism in Eukaryota, Metazoa, Chordata, Aves, Passeriformes, Cisticolidae. Gene Ontology annotation, cellular component: external side of plasma membrane. Gene Ontology annotation, biological process: negative regulation of T cell proliferation; immune response; cellular response to lipopolysaccharide.
GGCGACAGGGGCGGGCCCGCGCCGCCUCACAGCGCUCGGGGCGGCGCCGGCGGGGCCCACGGCCAACCCAGGAGGGACUUCACGGACCUGUCAGCUUUUAAACUUUUUUCCCUUCCGGAAGCCAAGCUUCGGAACGCCGCGCUGCGUGCGGCUGAGUUUGACAUGAAUCUACAAACCAAUGAAGAAGUGAAAUGACAGAACACACCAGCUGUUAUGAUCUGUUUACUUCACAUCAGUGAUACACUUUGGGGUGUUGCAGAACAGGAAGAAGUAACAGGGCUGUUUUCCAUAGAUUGCAUCCUCCCUUGUCAUUUCCCUGGUCAUGAUGAAGUAAUUCACUGGAGCAAAGAGAACAAAAAAGUGCACAGUUAUUACCAGCAGAACGAUCAGGUGGAAGAACAAGAUCCACAUUACAGACUCAGAACACACCUUUUCCAGGAGGACAUCCCUAGUGGAAAUGCCUCCUUGAAACGUAUUAACCUGCCCAUGACUGAUGAGGGCUCUUAUACCUGCAGUGUGGGAACAGCACCAGGUCGAACAGAAGUGGAAGUGCUGCUACACAUAAGAGCUCCUUCUUCUUAUGCGCUGGAAUACCAAAAGACAAAGAAAGGACUGAAGUGCUAUGCCUUUCUCUCUUAUCCAGCACCAAAUAUAUCUUGGGGACAAGGCAAUAUAUCCAUCCAAGAGACAGACCAUGAGGAAACCGGGAAUGGAGUUCUCUGUUCUCUUAGAAGUGACAAGGACAUUAUAAAUGACAGAUACCACUGUCAUAUUCAUUUCCAUCAUAAAGUGUGGGCAGAUGAAUGGAAGAUGCAAGGUCAUCCAGAACUUGCUGAUGAGAUUCCUGCAAAGACUUUUUCUCCUUGACCCAAGGAAGAGCAGAAUUCUGCCUUCCAUGUGAGGCAAACUGAAUGGAAGAUAAACUUGAAUGGAACAGGAGACAAUCACAGCUCUGCAUUACCUUUGUUUGAAGUCAGCAUAAAGCACCCUGUUUGGGAAACCCUUCCGGCAAAUGCGGAUGCCUUCCAGGACACCAUUACAGCGGAGCUGAUGCAAGACAAGGAAUGCAUCCAUUUCGCCUGCAGGGGAAAAACAAGGCUAAA